Messenger RNA from Monosiga brevicollis MX1, 2424 nucleotides. RefSeq lists its product as uncharacterized. The record is from RefSeq and is a predicted model, not a curated record. Bases 1 to 2259 code for a protein of 752 amino acids. The transcript has 6 exons. Lineage: Eukaryota; Choanoflagellata; Craspedida; Salpingoecidae.
AUGGCGUCACAACCUGGGGCCGCUGAAGUCCGGCGCCCACCAGCUCGCCCCCCUCGUCGUUCCAAAGCCCCUCGCGAAUCUGGCGCGUAUGGCUUUUUCGACCCUAAUGCCCUUGCAGCUACCCAAACGCAGGCACCAGACCUGUCCGCCCUCUCUAGACCCGCUCCCAUUCCUGAGCCAGAGCCCGACGAGUCACCGGCACCCCCCACACCACCCCGAGCCCGAAUGACCUCCCAGGUGGCCUCCCAACCUCUGACCAUGCCCGCCCCCAACCCUAGCCCAUCGCAUCUCUCCCAAGACCCCAUCUAUGCCACCGUCGCCGAUCCUCACGAACCAAUAAAUCCAGCCCUGACUUCCCCGGCCCCAGAUUCAGCCUCGGCCCAACCCAGCUCUAACCUGGUGCCAAAUGGGCAUCCUGCCGAGCCCACCCCCGGAGCCCCAGGCCGCGCUGACAGGCAAACGACCAACUCACCGUCGCCCAGCACGCCCCGUUUCAUGGAUCCUGGUGCCCCCAGUCCAGUAACCCCGCAUACUGAAGCACUUUAUGCCUCCCCUCUUCCAGCCACACCUCCACCGCAACACGAGCCCAUUCCCGCGUACAGCCAUUCCCCCGCGCCUCAAGUCCAAGAAUCGACUUGUAGCACACCGGUCGUGCAAACUGACCCGCCCACUACCACGCCUGAAGCCGUGUCAUCCGCUGCCAAUCCCAACACGGCUGAAGCCAGCCAUGACCCCGCUUCGUCGGUCGCUGCGGAUGCUUCGUCUGAGCCACCCACGCUUGCAGACGCUGUCAAGCAUGGUGAUGCCACCAUUACUGCCGGUAGCAGCCAUGUUGAAGCUCAUGCAAGCACCGACACGAACCAAGGUGAAGAUGAUGCAGUUGCUGAAGAGGCUGAAGAGGAUGCAGUCGCCGACGAGGAUGCAGUCGCCGACGAGGAUGCAGUCGCAGACGAGGAUGUUGUCGCCGAUCUGGAUGCCAUUGCGGAUGCAGCUCUUGCCGAGGACGAGCAGCCCGAUGACAAGCCAUUUCUAGUCACCACCACUACCAUUAACAAUGAAAAGCCACCGAAUGGCCCCCUCACCACGUCGCCUCCCCACGAUGAUCACUCGGCAGACCUCGUGCGGAUGUCCACCGACAACACGCGCCCCGCGUCUGAGCACGUUUUGGAGUCGCCGUCUAAAGCCCAUGCCGAGCCAGAGCCGCAGUCCGAGCCACAAACAGAGACCCUCAAGACAGAGACGACGCCGACGACGACGCCGACGACGCCUGUCGACCCACCCACAGUCCCUGGACCCGAACCUCCUGCCGACCACGCCUCAACUGAGCAUUCUUCCGAAAAUAAAGCUGCAACAGCCGCAACUCCGACGGCAGAGACUGCGACCCAAAAUGUUGUUUUGCGUCGGACACGCACUGCCCCGCCCUCAGCCUCGGCCGCCAAUGCCGCCCCCGCCAAUGUGGCAGCAGCCGAAAGCCCUGAUAUGAUUGUUUCACGUCGUGGUACCGUCGUGGGCAAACGAGGUUCCAUCGCUGAUCUGCGUGCUCGCUUCACGCAAAGGAUCGAAGAAGCAGGCACCGUCUCCACCCCGCCACCAAAUCGCAAUGCUGCUCGCAAGCUACAAGAAACCGACGACGCCUUUGUCUCGCGCCGCGGCUCAGUCAUGCUGCAAAAAGGCGUUGUCAACAAAUGGAAGGGCCUCUUUCACCGCAAAGCCCAUAACCUGGUCAAUGGGCCCUCGCUUGCCGAGGAACUUGCCGAGAAAGAACGGGAACAGGGUGAGCGCCUGGGUGGCAAGCUUGUGGUAUACACCACAAGCGGUUCCACCGUUCGCGAAACCUAUGCCGACUGCCAGAAAGUCUUGCGAAUCUUGCAAGGUCAUCGAUUCAAGUUUGAAGAGCGGGACGUGCUGCUCCAAAAGGCGUAUCACCGUGAACUUUGUGAGCGGCGGUCCAAAGAUGCCACCGUUCCGCAGGUUUUUCUCAACGGCAAAUACGUGGGCAACGCAGACGCGAUUGAGAAAAUGAACGAGAACGGCAACCUCGUCAUGCUCCUGAAUGGCGUUCCACGUUAUGCGCAGGGUGAACGGCCCUGCGAGACGUGUGCAGGCCGAGGCCUUGUCAUUUGCGAUUGGUGUGGAGGUGGCAAGAGCAGUGUCAAAUCACGCUUCGGACAAGAGCUUGUCAAGCUCAAGUGCACCGUGUGCAAUGAGCUUGGCUUGCAGCGCUGUCCAGACUGUACGUCGGAAACCUCUGAGGCAUAGCCAAUCUUCUUAAGAGCCAAAAUGCCGGGCCUUUCUAUCUUAAUUAUCAUGUCAGGCGGUGUCCCCGGUGCCGUUUCUGUUUUUUUUUUCUUUGCGUCGAGGUACAGCAAUAAUUGACCUGCUAAGUACGCGAUGUCGGCGACAAAGCUGCUUACGAUCCUUCAA